Messenger RNA from Sus scrofa (pig), 9211 nucleotides. NCBI's taxonomy places the organism in Eukaryota, Metazoa, Chordata, Mammalia, Artiodactyla, Suidae. The record is from RefSeq and is a predicted model, not a curated record.
CUGGGCAGAAGGGGUGAGGGCGCCGGAGGUGAGGAUUCUGGGCCGUCCGCGACCCGCGAGGACUUGAAGUAGCCGCGGCGGCGUCCGGAGCGGCACCCGCUCCCGCCCGGCGAGCCCCUGCCGCGGGAGGAAAGGAGCGGCAGCCUGCGUGGCCCUCCUUCCUUUGUGUCUGGGUUGAAACCCUCCCCUCGGCGCCCCGGGACUGCGUGGGCUGUUUGCUGGGGUGACGCCUCGGGCUCCGCCAGUCGGCGGUCCCGGGGGUCUUCAGGUGCCCCCAGCUGCGGAGGCCCAGGUGAGGCCCCCGUGAGGCCAGACCUGCCCCAGGGCUGUGCCCCGAGCCCUAAUUGCUUUCGGAAGCGCAGUUGCCUCCCCUCACCCCCAGCUUGAUUUCCCAGCCUAUCCCUGCAGGGCUGCUUUGCCCGGUGAAGACCCUGUUACGAAGGUUUGGGUAAGUUUGCGCCUCGCUUUUCUCCCCAGCCCUGGUUCGUUGGAGGUUCGAAGUUAAUUUUAGGGACUCAGAAUUCUGGGUCAAGGAAUAAUUAUUAAUCGUUCUGAUAUUGUACCAGGAAGAGAAAUUAUCUAAAGAGGAAGUGGUGAGCGUUUACGGUUUUCCUGGAUGAUGCUGUCCUUUAUAUUUACCAACUAUAGAAUCCUAACUUUACAUGUUGAUAUGGUUGCAAAAGAUGGGACACUGAGAAUUUGUUCAGAAUACUUCAGUGUGUGCAGAGUUGAAAAAAAAGUACACAACUUAACGUCUUUAGUUUUAAUAGGGCGAGGUGAAGAUGGAAAUUAGUUACAGAUGGUCAGAGAGUGCUGUUGGGUUAGCUAUUGGACCUAAGCUAAAACGUUCGUUUUUGCUUUGUAACGCGUUUUAUUACUGAAAAAUUAAGGGACGUUUUAUGUUUGAGAUCAUAAAAACAUUAACAUUUGAAAGUUACCCAGCCUGGAUUCUAACUGUAACUUUUUCUUUUAUCAGUUUCAUGCCAGUACUGAGCGUUUUGUGAAACUUGACAAGCAUGGGCAAAUGCUUUACUACCCUAUGUUUGCAAGUGACACAUUUGAUGCCACUUUUUGUAGUCAUUAUUGCAGCUUAAUCAUAAUUGCUGCUCUUCUGUGUGCUCAAAAUUACUUGUGCAUAUCUCAUUGUGCAUUAUCUCUUUGCACAUUGUAGUUAUCUCUUUUUCUCUCCUACCAGACUGUGAAUUCCUUCAGGAGUGUGAUUUAAUCUUCUCUGUAGCCUCAGGGCCUGACACAUAAGAGGGGUUCAAAUGUUUAUUGAGUGAAUACAUUAAUAAGCACAUUUAGAUGCUCGCUGUAAUACAAUGGAUAGAUUCUGCUAAGGUUUUAAAAACUUGUAAAUAUUCUGAUGGGUUUUAUACCCAUCAAAAAAUUUGCAUCUUUUUUUUUUUUUUUUUGUCUUUUCUAGGGCUACACCCGUGGCAUAUGGAGGUUUGCAAACUAGGAGUCUAAUCAGAGCUGUUGCCAUCGGCCUAUGCCGUAGCCACAGCAACUUGGGGUCUGAGCUGCGUCUGUGACCUACACCACAGCUCACGGCAAUGCCGGAUCCUUAACCCACUGAGCAAGGCCAGGGAUCAAACCCGCAACCUCAUGGUUCUUGUUGGGAUUCGUUUCCGCUGCGCCAUGCCGGGAACUCCACCUGCAUCAUAUCUGAAAUAAAGUUGGUAGGAACUUAUACUGUGAAGAAUAUUGUUCGUGUCUUCCUAACCUGAAAAAUGACAUCAGAGGGUAUUUUCUGUUGCUUUGUCAUAUUUAGCAGCUCAGCCGAAACAUUAGUGGAGUGAGCACUUGAAAAAUGUGUUUACCAGUGAAGACCUAGAGCUGACACCGGUCUUGAGCAUAACUUAUACUCAAUAUUAAGAAGCUCUAGUUUCAUGAUAGGGAAAGAAAUUGAGAAGUUUAUAAGUAUUACAACUUAAGUAUGAACAUUGUUUAUAAAAUCUUUGUUUAUAAAAUUUUAAAGGAUUUUUAAAAUUAUACAAAUGAUAAUGUGUGUUGAAAACUAUUAAGAGAGUAUAGAAAAGAACACAAAAGAAAGGAGGGUAAUCCCCCUAAAUCUUGUUACUUGGAAGUAACCCAAACAUUUAGUUGAAUAAACUUCUAAAUACCUCCCUAUGCAUUUAUAUGAGACCAGCACAUUUUUUUUGUGCUAUAUUUGGGAUCAUAUAUCAAAAUUUUUCAAUCAGGUAUGUGUCAUGAUCAUCUUUCCAUGACAGUACAUGGAGAUGAGUCUUAUUUUUUAUUUUUUUUUUGGUCUUUUUAGGGCUACACCCUGAGUAUUUGGAGGUUCCCAGGCUAGGGGUUGAAUUGCAGCUGCAGCUGCCGGCCUAUGCCACAGCUGCAGCCACGCCAGAUCCAAGUUUCAUCUGUGACCUGUAAACACAGCUCAUAGCAAUGCCAGAUCCUUAACCCACUGAGCGAGGCCAGAGAUAGAUUCUGCAUCCUCACGGAUAGUAGUCAGAUUCGUUUCUGCUGAGCCAUGUCGGAAACUCCAAGUCUUAUCAUUUUAAAUGGCAGUGUAAUAGUCCAUCUUAUAUACAUACUCUGAUUUUUUAAAUCCAUGCUCAGAAUGAUGGGAAAUUUUUUUUUGUGCAUUUUUGGAGCCACACCUGCAACAUAUGGACGUUCCUGGGCUAGGGGUUGAAUCAGAGCUGCAGCUGUCAGCCGCAGCCAUGCCAGAUCCGAGCAGUAUCUGCGCCCUGUGCUGCAGCUUGUGGCAGCAUCUGAUCCUUAACCCACUGAGUGAGGCCAGGGAUUGAACCCACAUCCUCAUUGGAUACUAGUCAGGUUCUUAACCCACUGAACCACAGUGGGAACUCGUUGUAAUCUUUUUAUCUUACCUAAACACACGCUGCUAAUUUUUUAUGUGGGUAUUUUUGUGUGUAGAUAAAUAUGACAUAUAUAUAUAUAUGAAUAUCUCUUGGAGGUAAAUUCCUGGAAGUGGAAUUUCUGGGUUAAAGGGGAAAGCUUACUUUAAACACUUCUAUAGCUUAUAUUGUCUUCCAGAAAAGCUGCAACUACUUAUCUACCCUCCUCAAGUAGUUUAUAAGAAUACCCAUCACCCCACACCUAUGAAGAUAUUGGUUUUUGUUUAUUUUAAAAAUCUUUGCAAAAAACUUUUUAUUUUCUUUACAUUUUUCAUUACCAAGGAGAUUAUACAUCUUUUCUUUGUUUCUUUUUUUUUUUUUUUUUUUUUUUUUUUUUGCCUUUUCUAGGGCCACUCCCGUGGCAUAUGGAGGUUCCCAGGCUCGGGGUCGAAUCGGAGCUGUAGCCGCCGGCCUAUGCCAGAGCCACGUCUGCAACCUACACCAAAGCUCACAGCAACGCUGGAUCCUUAACCCACUGAGCAAGGCCAGGGAUCGAACCCGCAACCUCAUGGUUCCUAUUCGGAUUCGUUAACCACUGAGCCACGAUGGGAACUCCAUAUACAUCUUUUCAUACCUUUAUUGGCCUGACAAAUAUUUUGAUGUUUUGCCUGUAGCUCAUGGUUGACAGCUCAGAGAAAGAAAAAUUUGAGGAAGGAUGGAUGCAAAAGCUCGAAAUUGUUUGCUUCAACAUAGAGAAGCCCUGGAAAGGGACAUCAAAACAUCCUACAUCAUGGAUCACAUGAUUAGUAAUGGCGUUUUAACACUUUCAGAGGAGGAAAAAGUGAAAAAUGAGCCUACUCAAUGCCAACGAGCAGCUCUGCUAAUUAAAAUGAUACUUAAAAAAGAUAAUUAUGCCUACAUAUCAUUCUACAAUGCUCUGCUACAUGAAGGGUAUAAAGAUCUUGCUGCCCUUCUCCAUGGUGGCCUUCCUGUCGUCUCUUCUUCCAACAGCAAAGAUUCAGUUGCUGGAAUAACUUCCUAUGUAAGGACAGUCCUGUGUGAAGGGGGAGUGCCACAGAGGCCCGUCGUCUUUGUUAUGAGGAAGAAGCUCGUGAAUGCAGUUCAGCAGAAGCUCUUCAAACUGAAUGGUGAACCGGGAUGGGUCACCAUAUAUGGAAUGGCGGGUUGUGGGAAGUCUGUGUUAGCUGCAGAGGCUGUUCGAGAUCAUUCUCUCUUAGAAGGUCUCUGUUGAUCUUGGAUGAUAUUUGGGAUCCUUGGGUAUUAAAAGCUUUUGACAAUCAGUGUCAGAUUCUUCUUACAACUAGAGACAAGAGUGUUACAGAUUCAGUAAUGGGUCCUAAAUAUGUAAUACCUGUGGAGAGUGGCUUAGGAAAAGAAAAAGGACUUGAAAUUUUAUCCCUUUUUGUUAAUAUGAAGAAAGCAGAUUUGCCAGAACAAGCUCACAGUAUUAUAAAAGAAUGUAAAGGUUCUCCUCUUGUAGUGUCUUUAAUUGGUGCACUUUUACGUGAUUUUCCCAACCGCUGGGAUUACUACCUCAGGCAACUUCAGAAUAAGCAAUUUAAGAGGAUAAAGAAAUCUUCAUCUUAUGAUUAUGAAGCUCUGGAUGAAGCCAUGUCGAUAAGUGUUGAAAUGCUCCGAGAAGACAUCAAAGAUUAUUACACAGAUCUUUCCAUCCUUCAGAAAGAUGUUAAGGUGCCUACAAAGGUGUUAUGUAUUCUCUGGGACAUGGAAACCGAGGAAGUCGAAGACAUACUGCAGGAGUUUGUUAAUAAGUCUCUCUUAUUCUGUGAUCGGAAUGGAAAGUCAUUUCUUUAUUAUUUACAUGACCUUCAAGUAGAUUUCCUUACAGAGAAGAAUCGCAGCCAGCUUCAGGAUCUGCACAAGAAGAUGAUCACUCAGUUCCAGAGACAUCACCGGCUACACACUCUUUCACCAGAUCAGGAGGACUGCAUGUAUUGGUACAAUUUUCUGGCUUAUCACAUGGCCAGUGCUAAUAUGCACAAAGAACUGUGUGCUUUAAUGUUCUCCCUGGAUUGGAUUAAAGCAAAAACGGAACUUGUAGGCCCUGCUCAUCUGAUUCAUGAGUUUGUGGAAUAUAGGCAUAUUUUGGAUGAAAAGGAUGGCACAGUCUGUGAGAAUUUCCAGGAGUUUUUAUCUUUAAAUGGACAUCUUCUUGGACGACAGCCGUUUCCUAAUAUUGUGCAACUGGGUCUCUGUGAACUGGAAACUUCAGAAGUGUAUCGGCAAGCUAAGCUGCAGGCCAAGCAGGAGGUCGAUAACGGAAUGCUUUACCUGGAGUGGAUAAACAAAAAAAACAUCAAGAACCUCUCCCGCUUAGUUGUCCGCCCCCAUACAGAUGCUGUUUACCAUGCUUGCUUUUCUGAGGAUGGUCAAAGAAUAGCUUCUUGUGGAGCUGAUAAAACCUUACAGGUGUUCAAAGCUGAAACAGGAGAAAAACUUCUAGAAAUCAAGGCUCACGAGGAUGAAGUGCUUUGCUGUGCAUUCUCUGCAGAUGACAGAUUUAUAGCAACUUGCUCAGUGGAUAAAAAAGUGAAGAUUUGGAAUUCUGUGACCGGGGAACUGGUACAAAGCUAUGAUGAGCACUCAGAGCAAGUCAACUGCUGCCACUUCACCAACAACAGUAAUCACCUUCUCUUAGCCACUGGCUCAAGUGACUACUUCCUCAAACUCUGGGAUCUGAAUCAAAAAGAAUGUCGAAAUACCAUGUUUGGUCAUACAAAUUCAGUCAGUCACUGCCGAUUUUCACCAGAUGAUAAGCUUUUGGCUAGUUGUUCAGCUGAUGGAACAUUAAAGCUUUGGGAUGUGAAGUCAGCAAAUGAGAGGAAAAGCAUUAAUGUGAAGCAGUUCUUCCUAAAUUCAGAGGAGUCUCAAGAGGAUAUGGAAGUGAUGGUGAAAUGCUGUUCGUGGUCAGCUGACGGUGCCAGCUUAGUGGUGGCAGCAAAAAAUAAAGUCCUGCUUUUUAACAUUCAUACAGGUGGCCUGUUGGCAGAAAUCCACACAGGCCAUCACAGCACCAUCCAGUACUGUGACUUCUCCCCCAGUAACCAUUUGGCAGUAGUGGCUUUGUCCCAGUACUGUGUGGAGUUGUGGAAUAUGGAUUCAUGUUUAAAAGUAGCUGACUGCAGAGGACAUUUAAGUUGGGUUCAUUGUGCAAUGUUUUCUCCUGAUGGAUCAUCGUUUUUGACAUCUUCUGAUGACGAGACAAUCAGGCUCUGGGAGACAAAGAAAGUGUGUAAGAACUCUGCGAUAGUGUUAAAACAAGAAAUAGAUGUUGUGUUUCAAGAAAAUGAAGUGAUGGUUCUUGCAGUUGACAACAUAAGACGUCUGCAAGUCAUUAAUGGAAAAACAGGUCAGAUUGAUUAUCUGACGGAAGCCCAAGUGAGUUGCUGCUGCUUAAGUCCACAUCUUCAGUACCUUGCGUUUGGAAGCGAUGAUGGAGCCAUUCAGGUUUUAGAACUCCUAAACAACAGACUCUUCCAGUCCAGGACUAGGCACAAGAACACUGUACGGCAUAUCCAGUUCACUACUGAUGGAAAGAAUGUUAUCUCAAGCUCUGAUGAUUCUGCAAUUCAGGUGUGGAAUUGGCAGUCAGAGGAGACUGUCUCUCUGCAAGCCCAUCAGGAAACAGUGAAAGACUUUAGACUCUUGAAAAAUUCGAGACUGCUUUCCUGGUCAUUUGAUGGAACAGUAAAGGUAUGGAAUAUUAUAACUGGAAGAAUAGAAAAGGACUUUGUCUGUCACCAGGAUACAGUACUUUCUUGUGAUAUUUCUCCUGAUGCUACCAAAUUUUCUUCUACCUCUGCUGACAAAACUGCAAAGAUUUGGAGUUUUGACCUCCUUUCCCCUCUUCAUGAAUUGAGAGGCCACAAAGGCUGCGUGCGCUGCUCUGCCUUCUCCGUGGACAGUACCCUGUUGGCGACUGGAGAUGACAACGGAGAAAUCAGGAUAUGGAAUGUCUCAAACGGUGAGCUUCUUCAUUCGUGUGCUCCAGUCUUAGUAGAAGGAGGAGCUGCUACCCACGGAGGCUGGGUGACCGACCUUCGCUUUUCUCCAGAUGGCAAAAUGCUUGUUUCUGCUGGAGGGUAUCUUAAGUGGUGGAAUGUUGACUCUGGGAAAUCCAUACAGACGUUCUACACAAAUGGAACCAAUCUUAAGAAAAUACAUGUGUCCCCUGACUUCAAAACAUAUGUGACUGUGGAUAAUCUUGGUAUUCUGUAUGUUUUAAAGAUUUUAGAGUAAAAUAGUUGAGCAGUGAUGCAAGUUGAACUCUUAAUUUUGAAUUGGAAAAAAUCGUAAUGAAACUCUGUAUUUCAACUUUUUUUAUAAAGCUGUGAAUUGUUUUGCAGUAUUGCAUUCAUUACAAAAGUAUUUGUGGUUGGAUGAAUAAUAUUAAUGUAGCUUUUCCCAAAUGAACACACUUUUAAUCUUGUUUUUCAUAAUCAUCAUCAUUAUUUUUAACAGUUUGUCCUGAAGAUGCAAAUGGAAAUGUAAAUAUGUACCUCGUUAUACUGUUGGUAAAAUUCUCCCUUGAUGCACUCAAAUUGGUUGACAUAAUUAAUAAGAAUAAUUUGAAGGAAAUGUGUAUUUUAAUAUUAUCAUUAUGCAGGCUGUGCUACAGGGUAGUAGUGGCUUGGCUUUAUGAACCACACUUAUCCCAAGAGGGUAUAGUUCCCCCAAAUAUCAUCUCAGACCUUAUUUGUACCCCUGUAAUUUGCUUGAAAAAUAUUGUGUCUGUGUACACAAUGUAAAAAAUGUCCUUUAAUGUACUUGAUAAGUGAGUCUUAGAUUCCAAAAGAUCUUUCUGUGAGUCAAAAUUUAUGCACGUUGGAGAGAGUAGAUUUUGUUGGUCUACCCUUUCUCAUCCACUGAUGGCAGCCCGGGCUGGACCUGGACUCAAGCUGUCAGUCUUUAAGUUGGUCCGUGUCCUGCUCUCUGCUUUUUUAUAUACCAGACUUGGUAUACUUGACUGACCUUGACCUUUCUUAAUCCUCACUUCAGUACUUGCUCCACAGCUAACUGUUAGUAAAUCAGAGUAAUCAGGGAAGAGCCAAUUUUAAUCAUAAGUUGAAACAACAGAAUUUUUCUAAGAUAGGGAAAAUAGUAAAAAAUAAUUUUUGUCUAAUUCCAUUUACUUGUAGAUGAAUAGCAUUGCUAAUGCUGUUAGUGAAUUUCAAGAGAAUUCUAUUUGGUUUUCUGAGCAAUGCUGGAAGAGUCAUGUGACUCUGGAAGAUGUCACCUUUAACCUUCCAGCCUGUCGCUUUCUAUCCCCUUCUCUCCCUCCGCAUUUCCUUCCUUUCCCUCCCUCCUUCAUUCUAAGCUUCAUCAGGAAAAAUAAUUUUUGAUAAGGAAGAGGCGUAUCAAUAUCAGUAACUAGCUUUUUUUACCUCCUGGUCAGGUACUUACAUUGCAGCUUAACUCUAAACAUUUCCCCUGAAGUAUACUGUUAAGGGAAAUGUGAUAAAUAUAAAAUUAAUAAAAUUAUUUAUGUAAAAGACAACCAAAAUUCAGAAGUUUUUGCUGCUGCAAGAGCGAAGUCAGAUUAGUGUUACUAGUAGGUAAGCAUUGAGCUAGUUUCUGUUGUUGAUACAUGUGAGGUGGGUACGGGGAAUAGACCACUCCAGAUGUGCUUUCAGAUGUUCCUCUUUAGUAUUUGAGGGAACCUUAAGAGUGAAUAAAGUCUUUCACAUUGUUAAGGAGGCUUGUUUUUUGUUUUGUCGCAUAGUGGGUUGAGGAGCUCAUUUAUAGGUUCACUGUGACUUAAGCAAAUGUGAUGUAAAAAAUCUUACUUUUAUAAAAGAAUUUCUAUAAAUAGUAUGUUCUACUUAGAGUACUCAAAUCAUAAUUUGAUUGGUUUACAAUGUUUAGGAACUCAUAGCUCAGAGUAUAAAGUAUUAACUUUUAGAAUUAAAUGUCACUUGACUGUAAAAGUAUGACAACAAACAUCAGCUUUUAAAAAGCCUUGAUUGGCCCUUUUAUCUUACCAAUAAAUUAAAAAGAAAAAAUGAGAAGAGAGACUGGGUAACAUGAGGAAAGAAGAGAAGCCUUUCAUGGCAGUGUAAGUGGCCAGUCAAGGGGGACGGUUUUGUUUUGUUCUUUGGGGUGAGUGUUUUUCAAGGCUUUCCCCCUGCUUUAUUUUUUAAUUUUUUUUUUGUAUUGAACAUACACUGCAUUUUGUGUGUAUAAAGGUUUUUUUGUUUUUUGUAUUGGAUAUGUGUUAUGAUGUUUUGGAAACAGUUUUGUAUUUAUGAUACAGCUUACAUUUUUUUUUUUUUGCCUUGGUAUACACUUAAAUACAUGAAUUAAAAAAUUUUAUAAAAAUAAAAUUCCUAAAAUAUUUUUGAAAA